CAGAGCGCUGAGCAGAACGGGGGUCCGGCACAUGCAGAAGGUAUGUUUAAGUGCCACGCUUCCACAUCAAUAACUGCCAGAGGGAAAAAGAUUUAGACCUUCCGACAGCGACCGGUAACAAAGACAAAGAAAAAACUGCAGCGCUACCAGACGACAUGAGGAAAGGAGAGAUGACAGAGGAACACUAAGAAGGAUGAGAGCCCUGACCAUGGCUGUGUGCUCUGCCUCUGUGCUGCUGCUGUGUGUGCUGCUGCUGCUGGGGGGCCCAGUGCACUCCAUCUGCCCCGCGGUGUGCUCCUGCAGCCGGGGACACCGCGUGGUGGACUGCUCGUCCAGAGGCCUCACCAAACUACCGCCUGGUCUGCAGCACAACAUCCGCUUCCUCAACUUCUCUUUUAACAGCUUGCAGGGUCUGGAGAGCCAGCUCACCCACUAUGCCCACCUCCGCACGCUGGACCUCUCCUACAACCGGCUGGACGCUUUGCCCCCCGCCCUGCCGCGCUCUCUGUGGGACAUCCGAGCGGCAGGGAACCACAUGCGCUCGCUGGACAAGAACAACACGGCCUACCACUGGAACCUGAAGGUGUUGGACCUGUCGGGGAACGAGCUGGAGAGGGUGGUCUUCAUAAACAACACGCUGCCCAGCCUCCACUCUCUCAACCUCAGCCACAACAGGUUCUGGACUGUGCCCACCAACAUGCCGCACAACCUGCAGAUUGUCGAUUUGUCGCACAACUAUCUGGUGCAGAUCCUGCCUGGCUCUCUGGACCGCCUGCCGAGGCUGGCGCAGUUCUACCUGCACGCUAACAGCUUUUCCACGCUGACGGAGGGGAUAUUUGAGAAGCUGACGGGGCUGCAGGUGAUGACUCUAGGGGAUAACCCCUGGGCUUGCGAAGAAGAGGAAAACAUGACUAUGCUCCUGGCGUGGGCGGAGCACAGCCCUGCAACCAUCCUAGGCUGUCCCUGUUACACUCGACCCAUCUGCGGGCAGAGCCGUCAGUCCACACCGGGGCACUCGGCGCUGUUCACAGAGCCCCCACUCUGGGUCGAGAGCAGAGCUGAAGGGUAUGAUGGUGAAUCCCCCGCGAGGACUGGGGAGGUCACGUCUAACUACCAGGUCAAAUCGGCUCUCUUUGAGACGGGAAUGUAUCAGGACAGAAGAGGCACAAAUGGAUCUGAGGACCAGGGGAUGUUGGUCUGGACAUCCACUACGAGUUUGGACGGAUUCUCCGUGCACGCAAGCACAACAACAACAACGACGACAACGAGAAAGCCCAAAGUUUCUAACUCGAGGAAUAAAUGUCUCAGACUCUUCAUGGAGACUCAAGAAACGGUCACUCUGACUGUUUUAGUCAUGACAGCAGCAUUCUUCUGAAGCAAAACACUGCUUUUAAGAUUAUUCUGGACAGUGAAUGUAUGACCAACUUACUCGAUUUACAUUUUUUGUAAAAAAAAAAACGACUGUUACUGCCUUUUGUCACCAGUAUAGCAUCAUGUUUUCAACUAGCUCAACAUGACAAUAUCUCAGCUUGCACCUAAGACUGCUGUGCUCUACGCUUUCUUUAUAAUAGUGAUGCUCGCGCUCUAUUAGCCCUGCUGAGCCAUUCAGAACUGGAUUGAUAUACUUUACAUAACACUCACUUACACCCUAUUCAAACUGUCACUGAGUAGUAAGGUCUACACAACAACACAGGAAAAGAGGUAAGAAUA
Molecule: messenger RNA, 1710 nt
Organism: Eleginops maclovinus (Patagonian blennie)
Lineage: Eukaryota; Metazoa; Chordata; Actinopteri; Perciformes; Eleginopidae
Gene: omgb
Product: oligodendrocyte myelin glycoprotein b
Exons: 3
Coding region: 194-1375 (393 amino acids)
Biological process (GO): neuron projection regeneration
Molecular function (GO): protein binding
Source: RefSeq, a predicted model, not a curated record